Molecule: messenger RNA, 165 nt
Organism: Paramecium tetraurelia
Lineage: Eukaryota; Ciliophora; Oligohymenophorea; Peniculida; Parameciidae
Exons: 1
Source: RefSeq, a predicted model, not a curated record
AUGAAUAGUGGGGAAGAAAUUCUUAAAUAAUUUGAUACUUUGCUUAAAUAAGUAGAUAAUUUUGAGGACUAAAGUCCUGAUGAUGAAAAAUUGAUGAACCUAAUUGAGAAAUUCUAAUUAACUCAAUAGGCAAUUAUUAAACUUUCACAUUUUUUCUCCAAAUGA